AUGGUGUGCUCCAUGAAGUUGGCCCUGUUGCACUUCUUCCUUGUGCCAGCUCAUGGUGUCAGGUGCGAAGGGUUUCGGCGAGACUUGUGCAAAGACGCAGAGCCUUUGUGCGAGACCAGCCAGUUCGAGGACUGUGUAUGCGCAGAGGGCUUUUGGCCGCAAGUCGAUGGUGUGACGGAGCAAGGAGUACGAUUUGGAUGCUGUCCAGGACGUGGAAUCAGUGAGUGUGGCCCACUGCGAGAACCGAUUGGGACUUUUGCGCAGGUCUUUCUUUCGGUGUCUCUGAUGUGCAUUUUGCUAACGACUUUGGUGAUUCACUUUAAGCAUCCACAAGCUCAGAGGAUCAUGAGCGGGGAUUCUGAAGUUGAGACCGCGCCAGUUGUGCGUGAUGGUGCGACGUUGCAUAGAGAGGUUCCGAUGGAGCGUUGGUGCGUCAGCCUCGAGGAUCUCAAGCAAUUCAAGCGGCUAGUUGGGCAAGCUGUGAUGGAUGGGCGCAUCAGACCUACUGAGAGAGAUGCGUUCGACCCCCAAGACCAUGCCAUCGGCCCUUCCAUGUACACCGUGAAUGACCAGUACAUCAAACCAGUCACAGCCGCAGCGGGGAAUGUCAGUUGGGCUCUGAUGAAAAAUCCAGAAGGCCUGCAAUGUGACCUUUUUAUUACUCACGCAUGGGCCGAAGGCGUUUUCGAGUUCGUUGACAAGGUGGUACAGAGCUGGCCACGCAGAGCGACAGCCGCGUACGUGUGCUUCUUAUCCAACCCACAGAAUUUGGAUAUUGGGGAUUUGAUUGCAACACCAGAGGAGUCACCGUUUGCAAAGGCCCUAGACUCUUCAUGGCAUGUUUUGGCAGUACCAAAUCGCACGGGCAGCAUCUAUGCCAGGCUUUGGUGUGUGUAUGAGGCCUUUCUGGCAUAUUCUUGGAACAAGCCCAUCACUCUGGCAACAGGGCGUGAGCUGAAUGCGUGGGCUUACAUGUACCGCAUCAUAAACCUCAACCAGGUGGCUUUGUCUGCUGGCUUGCUGACGCCCUUGAGGUAUGCGACGAUGCUUUACGCACCAGCGAUUGUCCUAGUUAUCCCUUUCAUGAUCCUGUUUCUUCUCUCCUUCACUCGUUGUGGUGGAUACAAGGCGUUCCUUCAAAGUGUUGCCGUGCUGGGCGUCUCAGUCACUGCCAACCUGAGCUAUGCUUUCGCUAUUGUUCUUGGUCGGGCUUUGUACGAGCACAACUGGCUCAACGCUGUGCAGUACAUAUCCUUGGGGCUCGUUGGCACAGUCGCGAUGGAAGUCGACCGACUGAAUUCGGUGUCAGCAGACGAGGCUGCACGAAAUCUUCGCAAAGGCUUCACAGGGCACUUGGCAGAUGCCACGUGUUCAGAUGAAGCUGACGGACUCAGAAUCCUGGAGCAGCUGCGCAGAAGUGGCCACGAGGCAGACGUUGAAACGGCUGUGGAAGUUCUGAUGAAAAUGAACAUUUCAACCCCCGAGCUGCGAGCUACAAUCGCAAGGACCGGGACUUUAACAGAUGCUUCCCACUGGAGCCGGGCGGUUCUUUCUGCCACCUUCAUUGCAUUUUCUGGUUUUGCUCCAUUGGUCCUGGUGGAAUAUGGACACCGGAUUUUUGGUCCACUGCAAGGAUCAUGGUUCCAAUGGCUCUUGGUCAGUUUAUCGGCAUUGGAGGCUCUAGUAUUUAUAGCGCUGUUCCUUGUGUUGCCAUGUGACAAGAAAGCCUUCGCUGCCAGAGUUCAAUCGUUGUGGUUGGUGCUUUGGCCUGUUCAUACUUUGGGCUUUGCUUCGGGCAUCCGGUAUUACGCAGUGGUGGUUCUUCUCUACUGCCCACUACUCUUAGCUAUUUCACUGAUGGGACCCGCGAAAGUGGCACAGAUCCCGUGCAUCGGACCACGAUUUGUUCGAUUGGUCUUUGGCAAGCCACGGUGCCUGAGGAUGUUCGGAUGUACGAGGAAGGCAGAAUCAGAAGUAAAAGACAACCACGAUGCCGAUUUCUCCGCUUCGCACGGGACCUGCUCACCGAAGCAAGGUGGGCGCGCUUGCAGCUCUGAUAUGAUUUGA
This is a messenger RNA of Symbiodinium natans, 2067 nucleotides long. The record is from the annotation of a GenBank genome assembly. Lineage: Eukaryota; Dinophyceae; Suessiales; Symbiodiniaceae.